Mercurialis annua (annual mercury) is the source of this 3292-nucleotide messenger RNA. Its product is annotated as pentatricopeptide repeat-containing protein At2g38420, mitochondrial. Lineage: Eukaryota; Viridiplantae; Streptophyta; Magnoliopsida; Malpighiales; Euphorbiaceae. The transcript is spliced from 2 exons. The coding region runs from base 81 to 1562 and encodes 493 amino acids. The record is from RefSeq and is a predicted model, not a curated record. Gene Ontology annotation, molecular function: protein binding.
CUUAUGCUGAAGGCUCAUCGACAUUUUCUUGGCAGUUUACUUCAGUUAAACUCAAAGAGCUUCUCAGCCAACGUUAGAUAAUGGUUAGACUGAAGUCAUGUUUCCAAAAAGGAAGCUUAUUCUUGAGAAAACACAGGAAAUGGCUACACUCUCCUUUCAAAUCCAAAUGGCACCAAAUUUUCAGUCAACAGCUAGCCAUGAUUAACCUCAAAAAACAACCCCCAAACCCUAGCCCUAACCCUAACAAUCUCCUCUCCUCUCUAAUUGACUCCUUUGACCUCUACAAUUGCCAACCCACUCCUCAAGCUUAUGACUUUAUUAUCAAAACCCUAAUUAAAACCUCUCAGCUUCACCAAAUUCCCAUAAUCCUUGACCAUUUUGAAAAAGUUGAAAAUUUUGAGACUCCCCAGUUCAUUUUAGCUUAUUUAAUUAUGUUUUAUGGAAAAUUAAAUGAUUUGCAAAGUGCUGUUGAUUUGUUUUAUAGGUUACCCAAGUUUAGGUGUGUUCCUUCUGUUUAUUUACUCAAUACUUUGCUUAUUGUUCUUUGUAGAACCAGUAAAGGUCUGAAAUUUGUUCCUGAGGUUAUCUUGAAGAGUCGGGAUAUGAACAUUAGAUUGGAGGAAUCUACCUUUAGGUUGCUGAUUGAUGCUCUUUGUAGAAUCGAAAAGGUUGGUUAUGCUGUUGAGAUGUUUAAGUGUAUGAUUGAUGACGGACUUAGCGUUGAUUCGAAGAUAUGUUUUUUGUUGCUGUCUUCGUUUUGUAAGCAGAAAAAUGCGUCUAGUGUUGAGGUUUUAGGGUUUUUAGGAGAGUUGAGGAAGUUGGGGUUUUGUCCGGGGAUUGUAGAUUAUAGAAAAGUUAUUAGUUUUUUAGUGAGAGAAGGAGCGGGUAUGGAGGCGUUAAAUGUUCUGAAUCAGAUGAAAUUAGAUGGGAUUAAACCUGAUAUUCGUUGUUAUAAUAUGGUUUUGAAUGGGGUUGUUGCAAAUGGAGGUUAUUUGAAAGCAGAUGAGUUGUUUGAUGAAUUGCUUGUAUUUGGUUUAAUUCCUGAUGUUUAUACUUGCAAUGUUUAUAUUUAUGGGUUGUGUAAGCGAAGCAAUGUAGAGGCAGGAAUUGAAAUGGUUGCUUCUAUGGAGAAGUUAGGAUGCAAACCUAAUAUGAAUAUGUAUAAUAUACUGCUGGAGGCGUUAUGUAAGAAUGGUGAAAUAAACAGAGCUAGAGAACUUGUGAAAGAAAUGGGUUCAAAGGGCUUUGGUUUGAGAGUGCAGACAUACAAGGCCAUGAUUCAUGGUUUGAUUAGUAAUGGUAAAAUCAUUGAAGCUUGUGUUUUGUUGGAGGAAGCACUGGAUAAGGGUUUAUGUCCCCGUAGUUCGACAUUUGAUGAGGUAAUCUAUGGACUGUGCCAUGUCGGUUCGAUGUGUAAAGCGAUGCAGUUACUUGUGACAAUGGUAAACAGUAAUCUCUCUCCUAGUUCAAGGGCUUGGGAAGCUCUUCUUGUUGGAUCUGAAUCCAAUAUUAAUCUUGUAGAGGAUUUGUUCAUUGAAUUGGUGGGCAAAAAUCUCAAGUGACAUCCUGGUGAACUGUUUAUAAGGUUAAAGCUACUACAAAUGGCAUUGAUGAUCUGCUGGACCAACUAAAAAAGUAAUUAAUCUUACAGAAACUACUUGGAUUUGUUUUGUGGACACAAAUCACUCUCAACCAAGUUAGCUACCAAGUGAAGUUUGAACCUCCAGGAUAUUCAAAACUACAAGUCUACUUGAUUACAAGCUGAAGAAUAGUUGGUUGAUUGAAAGAGCACUGGCAUGGCUUCGGCAUCUUUACGUUCAUAUUGUAGCUAGCAACUCUGUAGCUCGGUAAUGGAAAUGCUGAAAUGGGAAACGGAAACGAAAUGUCAAAAUUUAAUACUCGAGAAGAUUAUGUGCGACAUAAAGCAGUACUGCUCCCGUGUCAAUUGUCUAAGGAAGCAUUUAUAAAGGUCCCGUCGGCGCCGAUCCUGCCUUUCCAGUCAUUUUUUGGAGAGAUGAGAUAUACUCCUUUAGGCACGCCGCCUCAGCCAGAGUCGGAUAAGUUAUGGCAUGCACCGUCGACGUAUCCAGGCGACGCCUAGUGUACACCGACACAGUCUGGUUUUGUUGCAGAUCUGUUCUACUAUACCGACCCCCCCUGAUUUAGCACGGGCGUCAACGUCACUACAUCAGCUGCCUGCUUCAGGGUCCCCUCAGGCCUAGGAUCUGUCACAGAUGUAUUUCGCGGCUACAAAGCCGUGGUUGACCAUUACAGACCUUGUGGCUGAGCCGUUUACCGCACAUCAGUUUCAGCAUUUCACGCCUUCAGGUUUUACCCUGUACCCAGACCUCGCAGGAUCUCCGCGACACUGCGCCAGCUGCAGUCAAUGACCAUCCGGACCGGACUACAGACGAUGAUAGUGAUGAUUCAGAUGACAGUGACGAGGGUGAUGAUGGCGAUUAAAACAUUGUGACUGAUACCUCGCGCCACCGACAAACUCAACAGGGUUACAACAUGUGGACCCGAAUGCGGCGACCGGCACGAUUUCAUGAUUAGUUUUGUUGUAUUUUGUACCAAAAAUUUUGUAAACAAUUUUAAAAUAAUAUUGUUUUUUGUGUUUAUUACAAAUAUUAAAAUUUAGCUUUUUAAUUUUUAAUAUUUUUAUUAAUUUUAAUUUAUUAAGUAUAUAUUAAAAAUAUUAAAGUUGGUUUAUAUUAAAAUUGAAUAUUUUUUUUUUAUAUAUAUAAUUCAGGUCAAUGAUUGGCAAUGAAUUGCCCAAUCAUUCAACAAAAUUGUUAACUCAAUCAUUAGGGAGAUAAAAGUUGUCUUCUCAACCAUUGGAGGCACCAAUCGAAGUCGAUUAGUGCUUAAUCACCUAAUUAAUUAUUAAUGAGGUGAUAGAGGGAAAUUCAUAAUCGUGGAUUACAGAUUCAUGAAAGGCACUAAUGAGAAUAUUAUUUUUGAAGAGGAAUUAUUUGGGCAAAAACUCCUUGUAAAGUAGCUUCCAAAUACAAUUGAACAAAAUAAAAUGUACGAGGAAAGAAAAGAUAAGAGUUAUGGAGAUGGAUCAAAAAGUUUAUAGAGAUAUGGUGAAAUGGGUUUUUGUUAUUGUCAACUAAAGCUCGAGAGGGAUGAGUUUGCAUGUUAUUGUUAUCUUUGUAGAUUUGCCGCCUCAGUGGGGGGUAUCCAAAUGCUUUAUAUAUUCAUUCGUAUAUUUUCAUAACGAGAUGCCACUUUAAUUAUAUUUGUAUUUAUAGUUAACAUUUUAUGUAAAUAUAUGUGCUUCAUAUGC